GGGCAUCCUUCGCCCUUCUUACUACUACUUUCUCUGGGGUGAUGAGCUUCCAUGGGGUAGCCAACGCUGGACUCUUUUUAACCUUAGGAGUUAUCGGCACCCUCACUACUAUGGGGCUAUGGUGGCGGGAUUGCAUAGCGGAAGGCACAUUCCAGGGUCACCAUACGAAGCCAGUGCAACGAGGGCUAUCAUUGGGAAUCAUUCUAUUUAUCGUGAGCGAGAUAUUCUUCUUCUUAUCCAUCUUCUGGGCAUUCUUUGAUUCUGCCUUAGCUCCUACUGUGGAGCUUGGUUGUGCUUGGCCACCCGCAGGUAUCGAGCCUAUUUACCCUUUUGAGUUGCCUCUUCUUAACACUAUUCUGCUUUUAUCUUCGGGGGCUUCUGUAACUUGGUCUCACCAUGCUCUUAUUGCUGGGGACCGUAAAGGGUCGAUACUUGGUCUGGUAGUUACUCUUAUCUUUGCUUUGAUUUUUACAGGAAUUCAAGCAUAUGAGUAUUAUAAUGCAGGGUUCACGAUUAGCGAUGGUGCAUUUGGCACAUGCUUCUUCUUUUCUACUGGCUUCCACGGCGCGCACGUGAUAAUUGGUUCUAUCUUCCUUACUGUUGCUUUAUUUCGGUUAAUUAACUAUCAUUUGACAAACCACCAUCACGUUGGUUAUGAAGGGGCUAUACUUUACUGGCAAACUUAA
This is a messenger RNA of Dentiscutata heterogama, 686 nucleotides long. The record is from the annotation of a GenBank genome assembly. NCBI's taxonomy places the organism in Eukaryota, Fungi, Glomeromycota, Glomeromycetes, Diversisporales, Gigasporaceae.